AUGAGGGCUCUGGUGAGUGUGGUGUCCCUGUUCUUCCUGGGCAUCCAGGCCAGUGACUGGAGCUACACAGGGGAUGACGGCCUGGCAGAAAAUCAGUGGCCUGAGAAGUACCCUGACUGUGGCGGGAAAAGGCAGUCGCCCAUCAAUGUGAAGAGGAGGAAGGUGCGGUUCAACAGGUCCUUGAAACCCCUGCUCAUGGUCAACUAUGACGUGGAGCAGCCGGAGCUCUCUAUGACUAACAACGGACACACAGUACAGAUCACCCUGCCGCACAGCAUGCACUUCAGAGACUCUGAUGGCACCGUGUACGUCGCAGAGCAGAUGCACUUUCACUGGGGCGGUAGGGACUCGGAAUUGAGUGGCUCUGAACACACCUUUGAUGGGAUGAGGAGUAUGAUGGAGGUUCACUAUGUUCACUUCAAUCAGAAGUACGAGACCUUUGAGAAAGCUAAGGACCAAAAAGACGGCUUAGCUGUGUUAGCGGUCUUGGUUGAGGUUAAAGAAUACGCUGAAAACACAUACUACAGCACCUUCAUUUCUGAGAUGUCCAACGUCAAACAUCCAGGACAAACGACAACUCUGAAAAACGUUAACAUUCGGAACAUGUUGCCGGUGGACAUCAGACACUAUUAUACCUACAAUGGCUCACUCACCACUCCUUCCUGCACAGAAAAUGUCAAGUGGUUUGUGCUUCGUGAUUUCCCCACUCUCUCCAAGGUCCAGGCUGUGACCAUAGAAAACUCUGUUAUGAAUCACAACAACAAGACCAUUCAAAAUGGUUACCGCAGUACGCAGCCUCUCAACAACAGGGUCGUGGAAGCCAAUUUCCCAUACUCCCCGGAUGAAUACUCUAAGUGCAACUUUUACGUAAAACACAAGCAUGAGAAGACGCCAUAUGGUGGGAAACAAAAGAGAAUCUACAGUAAUUGA
Grammomys surdaster is the source of this 930-nucleotide messenger RNA. It is a transcript of the gene Ca6, whose product is annotated as carbonic anhydrase 6. NCBI's taxonomy places the organism in Eukaryota, Metazoa, Chordata, Mammalia, Rodentia, Muridae. The transcript has 8 exons. The coding region runs from base 1 to 930 and encodes 309 amino acids. The record is from RefSeq and is a predicted model, not a curated record. Gene Ontology annotation, molecular function: zinc ion binding; carbonate dehydratase activity.